AUGAAAACAUUCAUUGCCUUGUCUCUUUUGUAUUUGACAUUAGCCAAGUAUAAACUAUCUUCAUAUGUAGCUAAGGAAUAUUGUCAAAUGUUGGAGAUUAAAUACAUCCAUUCUAAUAAAUUAUUGUAUCACUAUCAGAAGUAGCAUCCAAAGAUUUUAAUUUCUAAUAAUUGUUUGUUGCUUUGGAUGAAUUAGCAGAAUCUUUUAAAACUAGAAAGAAUGAAGAGAAUGCAUUUUAUGAACAAGAAUACCAACAAUAUUAAUCAGAUGUACAAUACUAUUAAAAUUAAAUUACAGACUUUAAGAAUAAGGUAUGAUUAUGUAUUAAAAUUUUGGUCAGAUUGCUUAAUUAGAGGUUGAUGUAAAAGAUUUAAGUGAUGAAAGAUCUAGAUUAUAAUAAAUGUUAACAGAAGCAAAAUAAGAUCUAUAUGAUGCUACAAAAUUAUUGAAUGCAAAAGAAGCAUAAAUAAAUUCAGAUAAAUCUACUUUUACUCGUUAAUUUAAUGAAUAUGGAGAUACAAUAACAGUUUUAGAUUAAGCAAUAGCAUUAUUAAAUGAAGUUAAAGAUGAAACAUCCUUAUUAUAAAAAGCCGAAAACAUUAAAGAAAUUUCAUCAAAGAUGCACACUCAGUAUUUAUAAAGUUAAAAAUAGUUUGAAAUAACUUUCAUCUAAAAGAGUUUUUUAUUAACCAUUAGUAAAAGCACUCAGUUAAAUUGCAUAGAAUAGCUAUGUUGAUUAAGAAAACCUUAACAAAGUUAUUAACUAUAUGAAUUAAUUAAGACAAUCAUUAAUAGAUGGAUAAACUUCUUUAUAAAAUCAAUUUGAUUCUUAAUCUAAAUUACAAUAAGAUAUUUUAUCAGAAAUCUAAGAAAAAAUAACAGGAAUAAGAGAUUUUUUGAUUCCAAUGUUAUAAUCUGAGAUUGAAACAAAAGAUGGUGAAAUUAAAGCACUUAAUGCAAUUCUUAAUGAUGCAAGACUUAAUUUAUCUGAUGCUGAAGAUAAUCUCAAUGCAACAUAAAACAGAUGGAUUGAAAGGUAUUAAUAAUAGAAUUAUUAUUUAUUUUUAGAACAGCAUCACAUAACACCUUAAUUUAAUAAUAUGAUAAUGAAUUACUAGCCAUUAAAGAUGCUGAAAAUGCCUUAAAAAAAGGAGGUAUAUUUAGAUAAUGAUAAAAUAAAUAAUUGCCCU
Messenger RNA from Paramecium sonneborni, 1190 nucleotides. NCBI's taxonomy places the organism in Eukaryota, Ciliophora, Oligohymenophorea, Peniculida, Parameciidae. The record is from the annotation of a GenBank genome assembly.